Ramularia collo-cygni is the source of this 1422-nucleotide messenger RNA. RefSeq lists its product as uncharacterized. The coding region runs from base 1 to 1422 and encodes 473 amino acids. NCBI's taxonomy places the organism in Eukaryota, Fungi, Ascomycota, Dothideomycetes, Mycosphaerellales, Mycosphaerellaceae. Gene Ontology annotation, cellular component: nucleus. The record is from RefSeq and is a predicted model, not a curated record. The transcript has 9 exons.
AUGAAAUUUUCUCGCGUCUUCAAGCUGAGGGCGAAGUCGAAGGCUGGUGGGUCAAAGACGAAGCCACUCAUCGUCCCAAAAUUUCUGGGAGCUGAGAUUACAAGCAAGCCAAUUCUCGCUCAUCAACAGAUAUAUGCAACCAACCGAGAACGGRGAGCUCGUAGACAGCGUAGAAAUGCCUCCCAUCUCCAGCAGGCGCCACUGUUCCCGUCCUUGGUCGGAUCUCCUACCGGUCCGACUUCCUCUCUCGACACGAACAGUGUAAACGCAGGUGUUCAAACCAAGACACCUUUGAGGCAUGGACAGCAACGAUAUCCUCAGCGCUCGCUUCAAUACGCACAAGGGCCUACGCUGACUAAGCGAAGUCCACGGGAUGUGAGAUUGCGGAAGAACAGAGGAAAACGAUCUCAAUCAUCGCAAGGUUAUGUAAGACGUGUAAAACGUGCCCGAUACCCUCCCGGCGUCAAUGGAACCAUGGAGGAUUUGCAUUCAAUGCUGCGUCUUGGGGGAGACUCUCAGCAUGUUUUCCCUUUGUACACCCUUCUAGCUGUGGACMCAGAAUCUAGGAUGACCCCUUGGGGCAAAGUCAUCAGCGAAAUUGGGCUCACAACUCUGCGAGUUGGUGAUGUAGUAGGUCUCGAGCCUGGGCAAUAUGCCCGCAAUUGGGAGCAGAAGAUGGAACACUGUCACAUACAUGUACAGCGCGUAGGUGUCCGCCGACCCCCCAAAGCUGCCAUGUUCGCAAAGACACAGACACUGUCUACCACAUCAACCAGAGCGAUGUUGAAGAAUUUCAUGAUGUCGCUGUACCAGGAACAUGAAGGGCGCGUAGCUAUCGUGGGACAUUCAGUCAUGAGCGAUGUGUUCGCGAUUCUGCAAGAUCCAGCUCUUCAGAUCGACCUUCGUACAAUCGGCGGUCGCCUUGUCAAUGUGGACAAAAUCUUCGAUACCGUCGAAUUGGGAAUAGACGCAGUCAUUCACGGAGCAGAGUUUGGUAGUCUGAGGUUGGGAAACAUGAUGGCCGACGUUGGUGCUGAUCCCAAAUACCUCCGCGAAAACACGRCCAUAGGUUGCCACAAUGCCAGCAACGACGCCGUUUACAGCAUGAUGGCUCUAAUACUACUCGCGACACGCUGGAAAGAGCUGACGACGGGAUCGCCUGUGGAGAAGAACUUGGAGGCUGCGCGGAACGAGAGAAAUGCUGCUGUCCAGAGUCUGAUGGCCGAGUUAGCGGCUUGGCGCGACGAGUCUAAGUUUAGGAAGAGGGGGGCUGAGAGUGUAGCGCCUGCGACGAAGGCACUGGACGACACGAGUGGAGUGAAUGGUGACAGAACAUAUGCACGAGAGGAUGGCAUGGAUGAAGAUGCGCAACCGCUGGGCUUCUUUUCGAGGCUGUAUGGAUAUUUCAGAAAGGCAGCCUAG